Molecule: messenger RNA, 744 nt
Organism: Haliotis rubra (blacklip abalone)
Lineage: Eukaryota; Metazoa; Mollusca; Gastropoda; Lepetellida; Haliotidae
Exons: 7
Coding region: 96-704 (202 amino acids)
Source: RefSeq, a predicted model, not a curated record
AACACUGAGGUGCGAACAUGUGUUGGUUCAUGUUUAUAAGCUUGUCAGGAACUCGACUGGACAGCAGUUCCAGCUGUGGGGAUCACUGAAGAGACAUGUUUUGGUACUUGCGAGCCGCUAUGUUUGCUGUGGCCACUCUCGUCGCACUGCUUCUGCAUGGAGCAAGCGGAACAACAGAGUUUGCUCACGGUGCCGUGACACCCGGGAAUGGAGAGGUCAUCCCUAUGGACAUCGAGCUGCACGACAACAGUAUGAUAACCUACCCAGGAACACCUGACCCGCCUCAAAAAUGCUUCAAGAAGUCAAUCAACUACCAUGACUUUACAAAGGGCUUAGUGGCUAUGAAGAUCACCGAAAAAAAUACUUGUUUUGUGAAGCCAUCUGACGAGACAUACGACGACAUUAAGAAGGUCGUAGACAACAUCGAAAAGGGAGAGAAAGCACCAAAGGUUCAAGCUACUGAAGAGUGGGUCGUUCCCAAAACGCCAUUACCUGCAGAAGAGAUCGAACAGAAAGUGGGAAAGAGGAUAGCAAAGUUCUGUAGCGGCUGCAAAGUGCAUCUCCUCCAAGACGGCAAAGUGAUCAGGGCUGCUGCAGAUGUCCCGAGAGUAACCGCGAAAAGAGGUGCUGUGAGGAACCGGUCUAAGAGAUGGUGGGGUGGAUGGUGCCUGUUCUGCUGGGGAUGUGUAGUGUCUGGAAAAUAAAGACACAGCCCGACCAUGCAAUAAAUGUGGCGUCACCUGA